UACAAACCCCUCCUGCAACUCCAUUUCCUGAAAAUAAAUCUUUCUUCGGUGGUAAUAAUUCCUCUCCAAAUCGUAUUUUUCAAAUAUUAGAUAGGAAUUCAAGGAGUUUAAUUUUCUCUUGGCCUGAUCCAAGUUUUGUUCCUGGUUUUGAUUUAUCUUAUGAUAAGGAUGAAUUUUCUAGAUUAUUACAAAAUUCUUCUAUAAAUCCUAAUAAUUUUAUUAAUGGAAAAGAUAGAAUUGAUGUUCAUUCGCCAAAUUGUUUGAGAUUAAUUUCUAAGAAACAUACAAUAAUCUCUUCUGGAAAAUCUCAACAUGUUGAAAGUGUUAUGAUUCCUUAUGGUAUCAUCAUUUUCGCUUGUUUUCAACUUUUACCUUCGACUUCUUCAACUAUUUCUUUCGCUUCUCCUCCUUUCAAACCUCAAAAAUCUCUAUCUGCUCCUUGCUCUCCACCUACCAUAAAUGAAAUUUCGGAUUUUGUUGAUCCACCUUCUUCAAAACGAAUUCGUCCAAAUAAUAUCUCUCCUAUACCUCAUCCUUUAGUGAAUCUCGUUUCUCCUCAUAAUUCUCCUCCUGUUUAUCAAAAUCAAUAUUCAUUCCCAUCAAUGUCUCAUUCACAAAAUGAUCAAAAAUUACCAACUAUAUCACAUCAACAAAUAUAUUUUACUCAUCAUAAUCAACAACAUAAUCAACUAAACAAUACGACUAUUAACGGUACAAAAAAAUGUGAAAGUUGUCAUACGAGUUCUAGUCCAGAAUGGAGACGUGGUCCAACUGGUCAUAAAAC
Messenger RNA from Dentiscutata heterogama, 784 nucleotides. The record is from the annotation of a GenBank genome assembly. NCBI's taxonomy places the organism in Eukaryota, Fungi, Glomeromycota, Glomeromycetes, Diversisporales, Gigasporaceae.